GAAAGCGAAAAAAAAGUAAACAAUACAAAGCAGCGUGCAAGGAGAAACCUACACAAACAUGGCGGCAUUAUCGUUGUGUUUCUUGCUGUCGUGAUCAAAGCGAUCGCCGAUUAAACUUCCUUUCUGUGUUUGAUGACCGGUAAUGGGACAUCACGCCCUGCUGCUACUGCUAUGGCUUCUCUUCACACUCUCCUUGUUUUCCACUGCGACGAGUUCGGAUUGUGAUAUCACGAGCUGCUAUGCCAACUACAAGGAUGGUUCUUGUGACAAUUUGGCAGAAUUCCGUGCCUGUCUUAACCAAUUGGCGGAGAAGUGUGCUGGUGACAUCAACUAUAGGGCUACACAAACCCGUCACAGCAAACUGAAAUGCAGUGAUGCUGUGGCCACAGAGACAUCAAAGCUCAAACCAACCAAGGAAACCUGUCUGUGGCGGUCUGGUGAGCCAAAGGAGGAGUGGCGCCAGUGCAGCCUUUAUGGAGACACCCACCUGCGCACCUUUGGGGGAGAACUGCAGACUUGCCGUGCAAUUGGUGCCCGGCCCCUUGUGGACAAUGCCUACCUGGCGGUGCAGGUGACCAACACUCCUAUCGGCGACAAGGCAACAGUGCUUUCCAAGGUGACUGUUGUGAUCCACGCGCAUGGCGGCUGUGCAAUGGAGAAAACUUACGAAGCCGACAUCAAGGACAACCCAUUGCCAACUGUCUUUGUUGACGGGUCACCUUCGGCAGGCAAAGGAGUUCGUCUGACGCCGCUCAGUUCAAGCCGGGUGGAGCUUGUGUUGAGCCACGCAGGAGUCCGGCUGCUGAUCCGGCAGCAGGGUGACUUCCUCUCGGUGGCCCUGCGACUUCCAUCUUCCCUCGCCGGUGACCAGCCACUGCAGCUAUGCCUUCGGGGUUGCUCCCCAUCGGAGCGCGUGCAAGUCCCAGAAGGGGAGCCCGCCUGGCGGUUAGAGGAAGCAGAUGCGGCAUGUCGUGCUGCGAACUUAACGGGUGCCUACAGGGAUGCGUGUGUGUUUGAUGUGCUGGCAACGGGACAGAAGGACAUGGCAGCUGAAGCCAGUGGAGCGGCUGUGGCCGACCUGAAGGAACUGGGUGCAGAAGCGGCUCCCCAGGUCGUUCAGCAGCCCUCCGUGGCUGUGCAGAGGAGAGCAUCAGUCGCAGCUGUUGUGGCCAACCUGUUACUGAUAGCAUGGCUUCGUUCAGGGAGCUGCUCUGAAUUGCUGGGUGCAGUUAGAUGAAACAGUGUUUACAUUGCCGUGCACUCUGAGAAGGACUUCAAACAUGAGGCACAUGUAUGAAGCUGGCAAGAUGACAGUUAUUUCUGUACAACGAGUUCUACCUACAACCCCUGCAUAUUCAUCGUGGAAGUGUAGCUGGAGCCAGAAUCAACCUCUCCACAUCACCUAAAGGACUGCCGUUUACAGCUGUCAGCCAUUGCACCGGCUGUUCUCAGGAACUUUUUGACAUUGCAUGAAGUCAUGUGUGUCACUGUGCACAGUAUGCGAGGUGUGUGCUCAUCAGUGUUUCUGGAGGUUUGUUUUUUUGCGUUCUGUCAAAACGAAGUAGCAAUGGUGAGUAACGAUCCACUCAAUGAUAAUUUAUGUGCCAUAAGAGGGCACCAUAUGGGGCUGUGUUUUGUUUUGACCCAUCUCAUUUUCCAUUCUUUAUAUAUCUGUUGUGCCAAGUGGCUGAUCCAGAUGACAAUGGCUGUGGCAUUUUGUUCGAGCGAAAGACGUGGGGCAAAAAGGCUGGAAAAUGAAAUGGAUCAGUAGAAAAAUGUAGGCCAUGAUCAGCUAACCUGCCAAGCGAUCAACGGAGUGUUUUUGAAUCUACUUCCUUUAAUCAUCGUGUGUUUGAGAUAGGAUUAGUUUAGCUGACAGUCUUUUUAUAUGUAUCUAUAUAUAUAUAUAUGUAUAUGUAUAUAUUUUUAAGGCAAUAAAUAU
Rhipicephalus sanguineus (brown dog tick) is the source of this 1942-nucleotide messenger RNA. RefSeq names its product repulsive guidance molecule B. The record is from RefSeq and is a predicted model, not a curated record. NCBI's taxonomy places the organism in Eukaryota, Metazoa, Arthropoda, Arachnida, Ixodida, Ixodidae. The transcript has 6 exons. Gene Ontology annotation, biological process: BMP signaling pathway. Bases 143 to 1237 code for a protein of 364 amino acids. Gene Ontology annotation, cellular component: plasma membrane. Gene Ontology annotation, molecular function: coreceptor activity.